AGGAGAAACCUUAUAAGGAAGUCAAUUGUUCCUUACUUUAGCGUAGUACGGUGUGAAUUGGUGCCAAGUCGGAUCUCCCCAAAUAAGCUUCUUUAGCUGCUCUAGUCAUGCUUAUCACAUUUGACUAGUCGGGACGAGCCGACUCACAGGCCUUUAGACUCAGGUACAGGCGAAAUGCCGAUGCACCAAGUGCUGAUUCACGAUGAAACAAAAUUCAUCUAACGUUAGUUGGCGCAGGAAGGUUCUCGAGUCUAUUUUAGAUAGUGGCUUGUAGCUGAAUGGCCAACGAGCUCGAUUGUCCCGGGAAGGUGCAGGAGUUGCACAUCCAUCUGUGCUACAGUUCACGAGAAUUCGAUACUUGGGAAACUUUCCGGAAAUUAUGGAUUCAGCAUUUGUAUCUCGUGGGUACUUAAUCCUUCGUCCUCACCUCCAUCUCAAUUCUUCACUUCAUCAACAUUCAUUCCAUCAACACUCACUUCAUUAACAUCCUCUCAAUUUUCAAUUAAUAUCAAAAACCAUCACCAUGCAGAUUCCAGCAGUUCUUCUCACCCUCGCUCUCCUCCCAGGAGCCUUGUCCUGGUCUCCAUUCGCUUCCUCGUACAACCCUAAAUCAGCACAAUACGUUUACUCGCCCAUUGAGCAAAUCCGUUACACACUCGCUUUCGAGACCUUUAUCCUCGAUUCGAAGAACUGGACUGCCUUAGAAUUUGUAUACACGGAAGAUGCUAUUGCGAACUUCACUGGUUUAGGAGCCGAACUUUGGAUCGGAAGAGAAGACAUUAUCACCAACGAGAAAAAGGGCUUAGACCACGUUGCAAAUGGUGUUCAUCAGUUGACAAGUAGUGCUAUCUUGAUCAACCAGGCAAACUGUAGCGAGGCUCACGUUACAACCUACAUCACAUUCAACCACUUCGACACCAACACGGAAGGGACACAAACACAUGUUUUCUCCGCAUGGUUCAAAUUCGAAGAUGAUUUCGUUGACACCAAAUCCUUCGAUGAAACUCCAAGUUCAUGGAGAGUACAGAAUAGACAGAUGGUCUUGGUUGGCGGAGGAGUUGGAGAUGAUCUUGCCGUUGAGAGACCUUAGAUGACGCAUGGAUAUGAGACUAGAGGAAGCAGCAAUGUGUGCGUAAAGGGCAACGAAGCUGGUGUUGUGAGAUAGAAUAGGAGGGAUGACGGGAUGCAACUAAAUUCAUGGUGGCAAACGAUAUCAGCCGAUUCG
Botrytis byssoidea is the source of this 1225-nucleotide messenger RNA. RefSeq lists its product as uncharacterized. The transcript is spliced from 4 exons. Lineage: Eukaryota; Fungi; Ascomycota; Leotiomycetes; Helotiales; Sclerotiniaceae. The record is from RefSeq and is a predicted model, not a curated record. The coding region runs from base 524 to 1090 and encodes 188 amino acids.